UGUGAGAGAUCAGAUUGGAAUGGGCUGGCCCUUGGGCUUUCACUGGCUCCAGGGAACCUGUCACUGUUGACUGUGAGUAACGGAGCCUCCCCUUCCACCUAGAGCCAUAUAAAGCCUCUGGAGGCACAUUCCCAGCUGCUCACUGCGACCAUGAAGACUGUCCUCUUUGUCCUGCUGGCCAUCUCUUUGGCCCUGCAUCCAGGUGCCGCCCUGCAGUGCUAUUCAUGCACAGCACAGGUGAGCAACAAAGAUUGCCUGAAUGUGCAGAACUGCAGCCAGGAAGAGAACAGCUGUUGGACGUCACGUGUCCGGGCCAUUGGACUCGUGAGGCUGAUCAGUAAGGGCUGCAGCGCAAACUGUAUGGAUGACUCGGAGGACUACUACGUGGGCAAGAAGAACGUCACGUGCUGCUACACCGACCUGUGCAAUGUCAAUGGGGCCCAAACCCUGAAGCCUGCCACCACCCUGGGGCUGCUCACUGUGCUCUGCAGCCUGUGGCUGUGGGGCUCCAGCCAUCACUAGGCUCUGGAAGAACCCCUACUAAAAACCCCUACUGUGCAGGGACGCCCCCCACCUCAACUCCUAACAUCCACACAGGGCUGGCCUGCCCCCCUUGGGGCUCUCUCCUCUCUGCAGCUGCUCUCUCUACAGCUGGCACUUUGCCCACCCCCGCCAGUUCUGCCCAGGCACUUCUGUUGCAGGACUCCCUCUUCACUCUGUUCUCCGGGACUUGAGCCAAUCUGCACAGCAGCACUCGGGGAGGGCCUGGUAAAGGCUGAGAUAAGACGAAGAGAGCAGAAAUGAAGCUGGGAGGUGGGUGUGAGGUGCCGGGAGUCCUAGGAGAUGACGCUGGGUGGAGGACCUGCCCCAUGUUCAUUGAGCCCUCGAACACAGUAGUCCUGUAAUAAAUAUAUGUUGGGUAAGUGGA
Psammomys obesus (fat sand rat) is the source of this 928-nucleotide messenger RNA. It is a transcript of the gene Psca, whose product is annotated as prostate stem cell antigen. The transcript has 3 exons. NCBI's taxonomy places the organism in Eukaryota, Metazoa, Chordata, Mammalia, Rodentia, Muridae. The record is from RefSeq and is a predicted model, not a curated record. Bases 151 to 522 code for a protein of 123 amino acids.